Molecule: messenger RNA, 8436 nt
Organism: Mya arenaria
Lineage: Eukaryota; Metazoa; Mollusca; Bivalvia; Myida; Myidae
Exons: 25
Coding region: 57-7712 (2551 amino acids)
Molecular function (GO): nucleic acid binding; protein binding; zinc ion binding
Source: RefSeq, a predicted model, not a curated record
GUUUUUUUCGCAACGCGGUAAAUUUACAGAUUUAAGUUGUAUAAAAUGAAAAGAAAAUGAAUCAAAAGAACGCUCCUGGAUAUGGGUAUAACCCAGGAUAUGAACCACAACCAUUUGUGUGUCCUUCAGUACCCACAAACUCAGCCUCAAUAUUUGGUCUUACUGCACAUGGGAACAAUAAUCCUCCCCCUAUUCAACCAAUUCCCCCUAAUGAAGCAGGUGGGCACUCACAGCCAAUAUAUGUAGCACAGAAACUUAAUCAGAUGAAUGCUCCUCAACCUACACAGCCUAUUCAGUCCCAGACUUCUGGUGUUUCAGGUGAUGUUCAACAAAAGCAGAUAGCCUUCUUGGAAGCCAAGUCACUGAUUGAAAAAAUACAAUCUGGUUCUUGGACUUCUCUCCCUGGUCUUUGCAAGCCUGGUGCUGCUUUUAACCCUGACGCACAGAAUAUGCCUGGAGUAAUUGAUAGCUUGGCUCAAAAGCCUGAAAUGGCUGGUAGUCCAAUACAAAGGCCCGGAGUAGCAAGUUAUCAAACUCACAGACCUUAUUUUUCUGAUAGUCAGACAAACAGACCUGGAAUGGCAAGUAGUCAGUCACAGAGGCCUGGAAUCAUAAGUAGUCAGACACAUGGUUAUGGAAUUAUGAGUAGUCAGACAGAGCGGUAUGGAAUCAUGAGUAGUCAUACACAGAGGCCUGGCAUCAUGACUUAUCAGACACAGGGGCCUGGAAUAGCAAGAAGUCAGACUGAGAUACCUGGAAUUGCAAAUAUUCAAACCCGGAUUCCUGGAAUUGCAAAUAUUCAGACCCAGAUUCCUGGAAUUGCAAGUAGUCAGACCCAGAUACCUGAAAUUGCAAGUAGUCAGACCCAGAUACCCGAAAUUCAAAGAAGUCUAACCCAGAGACUUUGCACAACAAAUAGUCUGACUCAAAGUCCUGGAACUGUUCCUAAUCAAGUUCAAAUACCUGGAAUCCACGAAGACAUAAUACAGAACCCUCUUCAGACAGAGAGCAGAGAGACUAUGAAACUAGAUGAUUUGGGUUACAAGGGGGAACAAAAAGAAAGAGAACACUUUGGUAGAGAAAAAGCCUUGGAAGAGAUAGAUAGAUACAGGACUGGACGAAUAAACGAAGUCAAAGAUGUUUACAAUCGUAAAGAAGAUAAAUAUGUUGAUAGGCUGAAAAGUAGCGAUGACAAGUUGAAAAAAAGCAAUGAUUAUGACAAGGCCAUUACUGGCGAUUCAUUUCUUGAUGAAGUAAGAAGGAAAAGAAUGGUUCAGGAUUUUUGUCGUAAAGAUGGUUCCAGUGAAAAAGAUGUUGGAAGAAAAUCCCCAACGGUGUUUGACUAUGGGCACUCCAAAAAUUACACUGUUGGAAGUUUGAAUGCUUAUGACCAAGAUAACAGAUAUGAGACAGAAACAAGAGCAGAAUCACAAAAGUACAGAGAACAAGACAGUUCAGGUAAAGAUAACUACAGUGGAAGGCAGAAACCAAAGCCCGCGGAUGAUUUAUAUGAUGAGGUUGAUAGUUAUGAGAAAAUGGAAAAAUAUUCUAGGUCUGAGAAAGACUUUUGGGGUAAUAGGGACUCCCAUAGAGCAUUAUCCUAUAAAUCAGAAACACCAAAAGAAAACAAAUAUGAAAAGGUUGUUGAUGGAAGAGAUAUGGAUGAAUAUAAAAGGGACAGAGCAAGUGAUCUUGAGGAAAAAGGCUAUAGCCCCAGAGACACACAUGAUGAAACAAAUACUAGAUCACCAGAAUAUAUCAAUUGGAAUGACAUGGAAUACUUUGACAAGACAUUUGAUGAGGAGAUGGAAUAUACCACAAUGGAUACUGGUCAUGCUGGUGCAACCAUAUCUGAUGAAAGAAUGCAGAGUAUAGAAACAAAAACAUCUCAGCCUAAGGAUUCUUAUGAAAGACACAGUAUGUAUCAGUCUGAAAAGAAUGAGAAAGAAUAUGAGAUAGAGUAUAGAGAUUAUGAAAGAACUUACGAAUUAGACAGAGACAAGGUGGAGUUUGAGAGGAAAAAUGAAAUAUUUGGACUGGAAAGAACCACUGAUAGGGGAAAAGGGAAAGGGUACACAGAUAGCUUUGGGAAGGAAAGGCGUAGGGAGAAGGGGUAUGAAAGGUAUAGGAAAGAGAGGCACACAUCUGAUGAAAAAAAUAGUGUGGAUAGCAGUACUGGUAGUAGUGAGGAUUACAGAAAUGUUAGAGAAGAAGAUAGAAGUGCUUACAGACAAAGGGAAAGAAAUGAAGAAAGGUAUAACAGAUAUCAGAGGGAUAGGAAGGAACAAAGACCUAGAGAAUCAAGUGGAAAGAGACAUGAUGAGGAUAGGUAUAGAAAUAAAAGAAUAGAUUCAUCUGAGGGUCAAAGAAGAAGAGAGCAACGCAGAAGGUAUUCAAAUUAUGGAGCUGAAAGAGAAAAAGACAGUGGAAAAGACAGAAGAUUUUCAAGCAGUGACAAAGGAGACAAUCAGAGUAGACAAUAUUCUCCAGUCUCAGACAAAGAAGAGAGAGCACAGAGGUCGGACAAAGCAGUUGUACGAAAACGUUCAGAAACAGGGGAAAGACAACAGAGAUGGGAUCAAACACAAGGCCAGAAGAGAAAGGAGACUGGAUCUGAGAUGUAUGAAGAUUUCUUGUUUGGGCCAGGUGGCGAGUUGGAUGAGAUGGAAGAAGGAGAGGUUCCCGUGGAUGAUGGCCUGCCAGGAGAGAGACGAGGUGGGGCCAGGCAGAAACGGGAGGAAACAGCUACAAGUACAGUUACUAGCACUGAUACAACAGCAGUCGGUGACGUGAUUCAGAAAGAUACUCAGCCAAAGCCUGUGCCACAUCCAGCCUUCUUUUGUCUGGACUGUAACCUGUCGUGCAAGGACCAAACGGGAUAUGACAACCAUCUCAAGUCAGAUUUACAUCUUCUGACAUUGCAGAAGAGAGCACAGGAAUUGUUCUGCAUCAGUGCUAGGCCCAGCAGAUUCCAGACCGAUGGAUUUGGUAACCCGCUUAAAGCCACCGUCCUUCCAACUACACUCAUUACUGGGAUCAAUGUAAACAGCUCCCUCACAAGUAUGGCAGGUGGUCUGGCCACAGGGAGAAAUGUGUUCAGGGGGGAGGAGAAUGCUGAUAUAGAUGACACACCCAUGCCUGCACAGUUUACAAGCAACAGAGUGCAAGUGAUUCCACCAAAGCCCUUGGGCCCACUGGAGGCUAGGUCGGUCCAGACAACGUGGCUCAUCCUGUACUGGCGAGCCAGGACCGAUAUAGAGGAACAGAUGAUUGAUAAAUACGUCGUCGAGUAUCGAAAUGCUCGGGAAGUUCGCUGGGCUCGUGUUGGUCAGACGCCGAAACACGAGUAUGAAGUGAAUGGCUUGCAGGAGGGCACAGACUACCUGUUCCGAGUGUAUACCAUGAACGGGGUGGAGAAAAGUGACAUGUUGGAGUCCGUCCUCAUCACCACAAAGAAACCCAGAGUAUCCCCAGAAAGAAGUUCCCACGGGCCUGUUCACAGAGGUCGAGAGAUUGCCCCAAGGUCAAGGCCAUUUGAGAAGUCACACGAUAGGUCACAUGAUCGAAGCAGGUUCCGCCCCGGUGACUUAAGAAGGGAUAGGUCACGUGACUACACUAAGGGUCACCAUAGAUCAGGGGACAGAGGGAACAGAUCAAGGUCUCGUACAAGGUCAAGGUCACGCAGCCGAUCCAGGGGAAAGAAUAGGUCGAAGGAGAGAGGCAGGCCACAUAGUGGCGGUGAAAGACCAAAAAGUGGAGAUCGCGCUAAGGCAAAUGAUAGAGAUAAAAAGUUGACGUCAACCAAUGAGAAAAAAAGUGAGGAAACGAAGCAAGAGAUGAAGAUCAAAGUCGAAGGUGAAAAGAAAGAUAAUGAACCCAAAGAAAAUCAAACUGAAGAAAAGAAAGAGGAGCAAGAAGAUGAGCAAGAUGUUGAAUGUUUGUUGUACAGACAGUUUGACUUAGCUGGGGACAGCCCACUUCUCGGUCUGGAUGAGAUAUACGAGUUUCAGAAGUACAACAGUCGGCAGCCUCAGCAUUACGUGUGUAAGCUAUGUAACAACAAGGGGAGUGAUAAGGUCAUAAUGCGGCACAUCAUGGGAUACCCUCACAAAAUGGCAUUCUUUAAAAAGCACUACCCUGAUCUGUACAGCGUGAUACAGAUGGCUCCAUUGCGUCGUAAGCAGACUGAGCGUAUGAAUUUCGAAGGGCGUAAAAUAGAGGAUGAGGCUGGCAGAGGAGCAGUCAAAGUUCUGAAGAUGCUUAACCCCGAGGACAAUGAAGGGAAGCAAAAGUUUUCCAAACCAGUGUCAGUACCAGCCCCACUUCCGGAACGAGAAAAGCAAGAAGACAUCCCACCAGUCGAGGCUUGUGAAUAUAUCUCCCAGUUUGACAACCUGUUACAGGCGGCUAAAGAUGGGGGUCUCAAAGACUCAACCCUGAUAGGACUGUCGUACAUCAAGGAACUGUUUCACCCGACCAAUGAAGAGGCCCCUAAGUAUUCCUGUGCGCUGUGCAAAUGUUUGUGUGGGGAUAACACGAUCAUCUACCAUCUCAUUGGCAAGAAACACAGGAUGCAGUAUCUGAAAUGCCACCAUGAAGAGCUCUUUAAGCAGUUCACAGCAAAUCAGCGCCUAGUGGUACAGGAGUUGCCCAAGAAAAUACGAGACCUCAGUGAUAAAGAUGGACCUGGAGAGAUGACCUCCAAAACUGCAGGCUCGGCCAAAAUGUGGCGACAUUCCAAGAAGAAAGAAACUGAAAAGAUACCCGACAGUACUCAGGUCCUGGACGAGUCUGCUCGAGCUGAAAUUUCUGAAGAAGAGCAUGUUAAGAAGGAUGAGGAGGAGGAAGAAAAUGAAGAAUAUUCAGGGGAGUUAACUCCACCUCAAGAUGGAGAACCCACGCCUCUUGUCACUCAAGACAACAAACCAGCACCAGGUUCAGGACUGCCUGCCAUCAAGUUUGGCAUCAAGAAGACUGAAGCAGCCCCAACCCCUGUGAAGCCUAUCAAUGUGCUUGAUCUAUCUCCUGUGAAGAAGGGAGGAUUCGAUUGGAGUGAGGAGAACAGUGCAUUGCAGGCCAAAAUCAAGAACCAGUCAAUCAUUAAGAGUUCCCGUAACUCCAAGUUCAUCACAGUGUACUCUGGAUUCUUCAAGAAGUUUCCUGUCAUUGGCCUCCAGUGGGUAUCUGAGUUCCAAAAACCCGACCCGAAGCACGAGCCCUGGUACAUGUGCUUUAUGUGCCAGCAGAAACUGCAGUGGAAAAACAUCCUGGAUCAUGUCACAUCCAACAUACAUAGACUUAAUUACAUGAACAAGAAUGACUACCGGGACAAGUAUAAUGCUGUGUACGAUGCCAUUAAGACAGACAAGGCGAAGGCAAAAUCCUUGAUUGAGAGGUUUUGUAAGGACAUAGCAGACACAGAGGGGCCUCAGAAUGUGGAAGUUAUGCUGGAACUUAAUGUGAAUACAGAGGCAUUUAAAGGGGUCAGCAAGAUACAAGAGAACAUUAAAGCCCACACAGCCACGACUUCAUCUGCACUUGUUUCCAAUACCGACGCAAUUACCACACCAACUACAACUGUAGCACAAGCAGUUCAACCUUUUGGAGGAGCUUCAACGCUGGUUCCUUCAUUUCCUCUGCCGCAACAAGCAAGCGGAUUUCCUGCUCAACAACUGGUUCCCAGUAUACCACCUCAACUUGCAAACAUGGCGCCUAGAAAUGUAUUGGUCCCUUCGAUGCCAAUGGCUACAUCGUUGCCAGAUUUUUCUAUACCCCCACCAGGGUUUCCAAGGUUUCCAAACGUUUCAGGGCCACCUCCACUACUUCUGCCACCUGCUCCUUCGGUUUCUAUGUUUCAGAUAACGCCUCCACCUCAAGGUCAAUCACCAGCACAAAUUGCGCCAAAUUUGCGCCCAACGAUGGCACCCAACCAGCCAUCUCAUUCACCAUUUGGACCGAACUUCUCUCAGAGUAUUCCAAAUGUACCAUUUAGUACAACUGUCUCACAUAAUCCUUCUGUCUCACAGAUUUCGAACAUGAAAAUUCCUCCACCCGCAGUUUCCAUUUCUCAAGCAAUUGUUUACCCUUUAAGUAGCCAAUCUGUUCAUGCUUCUCAGUCGAAUGUUUCUCUGGCAGCAGUUCCGAUGUCAGUGUCUACGCCAUUUAGUAAGCAACAUCCGUGGCAGACUUCCUUGCCACAAUUGACUGCUACACUAAUAGCUAGCAGUUUGCCAACAGCUGCUUCUGGUUCUGAAAAUAAAAUUGGUGAAAUCGCAUGCCCAUCAUAUCAGUUGGAAAAAACUAGUUCUGAAAACUAUAAAGCAAGAACUGCAACUGAUGAACAAUACGCGAGUGGGUAUAGCGCAACGACUCAUGAAAGCUAUGAUCCUGAAGAACCAGGUUUUGAUAGAGGCGACAAAAGAAAGUAUGGAGAACUCGAUGACUUGAACGUAGUCACUGGAAGAAGUGAUCGCAUUGUAGCCUUGAAAAAAGAAAGAUACUCGCGUAGUCCAAGUGGCUCAAGAGAAACCGAGGAAUUUAGAAGAGUAAGACUCCGGUCUAGGAGUCCAGAUUCACGCUACAAUAGGAGUAAAGAUCAAAGGUCAUUCAGUCCACCGCGUGACAUAUAUCGUCACCAUCCAAAUGAAUCCGAUACGUACAAAUAUUCUGAGCGCUCGUACCCGGAAAGCAGUGCCCAGUAUGAUCGGGAACUAGAUAAAGAUCAGCUUGAUAUGUUGUUGAAGAAAUAUAAUGACCGCGAGGACGGUUUUGACGACUUCGAUGACUUUCUCACGAAUGAAGACAGUCAAAAUAAAUAUGAACCGGAGAGAAAGGUUCAAUUAAGACAUGAUCGACAACGUAUCCAGGUUAAUUUCGGACCUGGUGUAAGUCGUGAAGACAUUGAGGUGCCCUCCAGAGCUGAUGAAGGAUCAAGAAGCAAAACGUAUGACCCUCAUGGACGAAGAGAAAGGUAUGAAGACACCUAUGAACAUCGUAGGUACGAGCAUGGCCAUUCCAGGGAAGAACGAUCAUACCGUUCUGAGAAACUGAGUACUGAUAGUCUUGAACGAAACUAUGAACAUAAAGCUGGGAGUUUAGAACGAAAUGGUGAAGGUUAUCACGGAAGGAGUUCAAGCUUUGAUAGGGAAAGAGAAAGGGAAAAAUACAGUUUUGAAAGGUAUAGACCGAGAGGGCACAGCAGGGAAAAGAAAGAAGAAUAUGUGCGAGAACGCACAUAUAGAGAAGAUGACAGGCUAAGGCAAGGGGCCGAGGGAAGAAGUGAUAACGCUGAUAAGAAGAUACGGAAUGAACCAUCUCGAGAAGAAAUUGAUGAACUGUUGCGCCAAGCGGUGAGUCAACCGGAGAGUCGUUUUGCGGAGGACGUCGUUCCCGACAAGAUAGAGGACCCAAGAUACCACCAGAUCCGUUUAGAAAAGGACAGAGCUCGUCCAGUCCGUCUUCCUGAAGACAGGGGGCAAGACCGAUGGCAUGAUCGUGAAGAAGAGGAAAGGUACCGCGAUAGACACGCUGAUCUUGAUGGUCGAUAUCGAGACUUCCCCAAUGACAGGCGUGGUGGCAGAAAUCUCAGUGACAAAAGUGGUAGGAAUCCGGACGUUGAUUGGCAUGAAGAACGGGGCUAUGACCGAAGGGCGGGACCUGACAUGCGCAGCGAUGAUACGCGCAAAGAUAUGCGCAGUGCUAACUAUUAUUGAAAAUUACGGCGUUAAUAAACUUAUUUCUGUAUGUUGUAAAUCGCUGAACCUUGAUAAAUGCCUUUUUUUGCUAAAUUCGCUUUUGUAUUUGUUAAACAAAGACAUUGUUGUUCAGAUUGUUUGUAAAAUACUUUGUAAUAGUCAUGAUACUACGACCACAUACGCUUUUUUGUUUAUGACCAAAGGUCGAUUGGCAUUGUUUCGAAAUGUGUGUUUAUGUUCAUUAUUGUCCGUUUCGGAGAAAUGUUUGCUUAUAAGUAUACAUAACAAUUUUUCUUUUGCACUUUAUACAUGAUCGUCAUUACAUCCGUUAAUCAUUUUUCUUGUUAAUGAUAUCAACAAUUAGAGAAGUGAUAUUUUCUCGUGUGUAUGUUUGUCCACGAAUUCCACACAGAUGAGACUAUUUUACCCGUCAGAUUAUUGUACAGACUACUAAAUUUCAAUCUGAUCGAGGGAAAUAACAAAAAAUAUCAGCCUGUGUUUUUGUUUGCUGAAUUUAAUGAUUUGUAUGUAUGCUUUUUCAGGCGCUAUUAUUCAAUUUCUGCAUGCGUCGCGUUUUGUUAUCGUUCUCUCAUUCUGUUCAUGAGAAAUCUCACUCAUUUUACAUGUUGAUUCUCCUCUAUAAACAUUGUGUAUUUCACUUUGCUUAUGUUAUAUUUAGCUUGAUAUAUUGUUGUCUGUCAUUGUUGUAAGAUGUAAAAUAAAUGUGAACAAAACGAUUGAU